UCUUGUGCUUGGGUAUUUGGGUUCUCUAAUUAGUGUAACUUCUGUGACAUCAGCUGAUUUUGAAACUUAAAGGCAAAAAGUAGAAUUGGAAAAAAAAGAAAAAAAGCCAACCAAACCCCCAACAACCGAGAAGGAGAAGUCUACAAAAUUUCCAUUGUUCCUGAAGAACGUGACCAUCUCUUUGUGUGGAAAUGGGGAACAUGGAUGGGAAAUCCGUGGAAGAACUGAGUGCCACCGAGUGCCACCAAUGGUACAAGAAGUUCAUGACGGAGUGUCCCUCGGGUCAGCUCACCCUGCAUGAGUUCAAGCAGUUUUUUGGUUUGAAAAAUCUGAGUCCAGCAUCAAACAAAUACAUUGAGCAAAUGUUUGAGACAUUUGACUUUAAUAAGGAUGGCUACAUUGAUUUUAUGGAAUACGUGGCAGCUCUGAGCCUGGUCUUGAAAGGAAAAGUGGAACAGAAGCUGAGAUGGUAUUUCAAGCUCUAUGAUGUGGAUGGGAAUGGCUGCAUCGACAGAGGAGAAUUAUUGAAUAUCAUCAAGGCUAUUCGAGCCAUUAACCGAUGUAACGAAAAAAUGACCGCUGAGGAAUUCACAGACAUGGUGUUUGAUAAAAUCGAUAUCAACGGAGAUGGCGAGCUCUCCUUGGAGGAGUUCAUGGAGGGAGUACAGAAGGACGAGGUGCUCCUUGAAAUCCUCACCCGGAGCUUGGACCUGACGCACAUUGUCCGGAUGAUCCAGAAUGAUGGGAAGAACCCGCAGGGCUCGGAGCAGACGGAAGGGGCGGCUGAAUAG
Molecule: messenger RNA, 791 nt
Organism: Trachemys scripta elegans
Lineage: Eukaryota; Metazoa; Chordata; Testudines; Emydidae
Gene: GUCA1A
Product: guanylate cyclase activator 1A
Exons: 4
Coding region: 192-791 (199 amino acids)
Biological process (GO): visual perception; positive regulation of guanylate cyclase activity
Cellular component (GO): cone photoreceptor outer segment; photoreceptor inner segment
Molecular function (GO): calcium ion binding; calcium sensitive guanylate cyclase activator activity
Source: RefSeq, a predicted model, not a curated record